Molecule: messenger RNA, 3331 nt
Organism: Oryza sativa Japonica Group (Japanese rice)
Lineage: Eukaryota; Viridiplantae; Streptophyta; Magnoliopsida; Poales; Poaceae
Source: RefSeq, a predicted model, not a curated record
CUACGGGGUUGAGAGAGAGAGAGAGAGAGAGAGAGAGAGAGAGAGAGAAUGGCCAUUAUAAUAGAGCCAUAGGCCAAAAGCUCAACUGCACUGAGAGCAGCAUCAGCAGCAGUUCACUGUCACUCUUCCCAAGAACGGGUGCCAAGGAAUCCUAGAAUCCAAGAAAGGCAGCAGCUGCUGCAGCAAGAACAGCACAGGGGGAGAGGUGGUGGUGGUGGUGGUGGGGAAGAAGACCACACACAUUCGGCUGGGUGGUGGUCUUCUUCUUCUGCUGCUGCUGCCGCUGUUGCCGCUUGUUGGAGUGAGGAGAGUGGGUGAGUGAUGGGGAGGGGGUGCCUGGCUGCGCUGCUCGGCGGCGCGGUGGCGGUGGCCGUGCUGGUCGCCGUCGUCCACUGCGCGGUGACGUACGACAAGAAGGCGGUGCUCGUCGACGGCCAGAGGAGGAUUCUCUUCUCCGGAUCCAUACAUUACCCGAGGAGCACACCCGAAAUGUGGGACGGGCUAAUUGAGAAGGCUAAAGAUGGAGGCUUGGAUGUGAUCCAGACCUAUGUCUUUUGGAAUGGGCAUGAACCAACUCCUGGAAAUUACAAUUUUGAAGGGAGGUACGAUCUGGUCAGGUUCAUCAAGACUGUCCAGAAGGCUGGCAUGUUUGUUCAUCUCCGCAUCGGUCCCUACAUUUGUGGAGAGUGGAAUUUUGGUGGAUUUCCAGUUUGGUUGAAGUAUGUACCAGGCAUCAGCUUCAGGACGGACAAUGAACCUUUCAAGAAUGCAAUGCAGGGGUUCACAGAGAAAAUUGUGGGCAUGAUGAAGAGUGAAAACCUCUUUGCUUCACAAGGCGGUCCUAUUAUCCUCUCUCAGAUUGAGAACGAGUAUGGGCCAGAAGGUAAAGAGUUUGGGGCUGCCGGCAAGGCAUAUAUCAACUGGGCGGCAAAGAUGGCCGUGGGAUUGGACACCGGUGUGCCGUGGGUGAUGUGCAAGGAGGAUGACGCACCUGACCCAGUGAUCAAUGCAUGCAAUGGUUUCUAUUGUGACACAUUUUCUCCUAACAAGCCUUACAAGCCUACGAUGUGGACUGAAGCUUGGAGUGGAUGGUUUACUGAAUUCGGAGGAACCAUCCGUCAACGACCAGUUGAAGAUCUCGCAUUUGGUGUUGCUCGCUUCGUACAGAAGGGUGGUUCUUUUAUCAACUACUACAUGUAUCAUGGAGGAACGAAUUUUGGUCGCACGGCUGGAGGUCCCUUUAUCACCACGAGCUAUGAUUAUGAUGCUCCACUUGAUGAAUAUGGACUUGCAAGGGAACCAAAGUUUGGGCACCUUAAAGAACUCCAUAGAGCUGUUAAGUUAUGUGAGCAGCCUUUGGUUUCUGCCGAUCCAACUGUGACUACCCUUGGAAGUAUGCAAGAGGCCCAUGUGUUCCGAUCUUCCUCUGGCUGUGCAGCUUUCCUUGCAAACUACAAUUCUAACUCGUAUGCCAAAGUUAUCUUCAACAAUGAAAAUUACAGCCUUCCACCUUGGUCAAUCAGCAUCCUUCCUGAUUGCAAAAAUGUUGUUUUUAACACUGCAACAGUUGGUGUUCAGACAAAUCAAAUGCAAAUGUGGGCAGACGGGGCUUCUUCAAUGAUGUGGGAGAAGUAUGAUGAGGAGGUUGAUUCAUUGGCAGCUGCUCCAUUGCUCACGUCAACUGGUCUACUUGAGCAGCUUAAUGUCACAAGAGACACCAGUGAUUACCUCUGGUACAUUACGAGUGUGGAGGUAGACCCAUCUGAGAAGUUUCUACAAGGUGGCACGCCUCUGUCACUCACUGUGCAGUCUGCUGGCCAUGCGCUGCAUGUCUUCAUCAAUGGGCAACUCCAAGGUUCUGCCUAUGGAACCAGGGAAGAUCGGAAAAUCUCAUAUAGUGGCAAUGCUAACCUUCGUGCUGGUACAAACAAAGUUGCACUGUUGAGUGUUGCUUGUGGACUGCCGAAUGUCGGAGUGCAUUAUGAGACGUGGAACACUGGUGUUGUUGGUCCUGUUGUGAUUCACGGGUUGGACGAAGGUUCAAGAGAUCUGACUUGGCAGACUUGGUCCUAUCAGGUUGGCCUGAAAGGUGAACAGAUGAAUCUAAACUCCUUAGAAGGCUCAGGCUCAGUUGAAUGGAUGCAAGGAUCAUUGGUAGCACAAAACCAACAACCGUUGGCAUGGUAUAGGGCAUACUUUGAUACUCCCAGUGGUGACGAGCCACUGGCUCUGGAUAUGGGCAGCAUGGGUAAGGGUCAAAUAUGGAUAAAUGGGCAAAGCAUUGGACGGUACUGGACAGCAUAUGCGGAAGGUGACUGCAAAGGUUGCCAUUACACUGGGUCAUACAGGGCACCCAAGUGUCAGGCAGGUUGUGGUCAGCCUACACAGCGCUGGUAUCAUGUGCCAAGAUCCUGGUUGCAACCAACUAGAAAUCUGCUAGUGGUUUUUGAGGAACUUGGCGGUGAUUCUUCAAAGAUUGCCCUUGCGAAGCGGACAGUCUCAGGUGUCUGUGCUGAUGUAUCUGAAUAUCAUCCAAAUAUCAAGAACUGGCAGAUCGAGAGCUAUGGGGAACCAGAGUUCCACACGGCAAAGGUGCAUUUAAAAUGUGCACCUGGGCAGACCAUUUCUGCAAUCAAAUUUGCUAGCUUUGGGACACCUCUUGGAACUUGCGGAACAUUCCAGCAAGGGGAGUGCCAUUCAAUUAACUCAAACUCUGUUCUUGAAAAGAAAUGCAUUGGACUACAAAGAUGUGUCGUCGCAAUCUCUCCCAGCAACUUUGGUGGAGAUCCCUGCCCGGAGGUGAUGAAAAGGGUGGCGGUUGAGGCGGUAUGCUCUACCGCUGCAUAGGGCAAUUUCUUUGCCGAGACGAAUUUAGAGAUGGCACCAAACAGGUGGGCUUGUGCUUGAUCAAAGCACACAGAAAGCGAUGCAGAGUAGAGUUCAACUGUAAAGUAUCGACGCCACAUAGCUGUGGCUGGAGGAUUAGAGAUCGAUUCUAGCAUUCACUCAGUCGAAUUUCAGAUUAGAGGAUUCUAACUCUACUGCAUCUCCAUGAAUUGUUCAGAGUGACCAACUGCUAAUUGAAGUUGGUCCUGGGAUGGAGUGCAGGGAGAGUAAAGGCAAAAGAUUGGUGCAUUCUUUUGCUCGCGUUAGUGUGCGUGUUGUGUUGUUUCAUCUUUCUUGAAAGGAAGAAAGAUGCCGAUGAAUUGUGCAUGUAUCCCAUAUGAGGAAUCGUUGAUUGUGCAGUGAGCAUGAUAUGCUGCAGAACAAUUGCUCGUGUCAUAUUCUGAAGUUCAGAAAAGAGGUUGUCAAUUUAUCUUCUUCAGAUAAA